Messenger RNA from Ipomoea triloba (trilobed morning glory), 852 nucleotides. RefSeq names its product E3 ubiquitin-protein ligase APD1-like. Bases 44 to 538 code for a protein of 164 amino acids. The record is from RefSeq and is a predicted model, not a curated record. NCBI's taxonomy places the organism in Eukaryota, Viridiplantae, Streptophyta, Magnoliopsida, Solanales, Convolvulaceae. The transcript has 5 exons.
UCAUUCAUUCAUUGCAGUAGCGGGAGAUACAGAACCAAAAAGAAUGUCUUCUGGGACUCUUGAGAUGAACUUUCCGAUCACUUCUUCUGAGGACUAUGAUGACCGGCGGAUUACAUUCGAAUUUGCGGUUAUGGUUUUCGUCUACACCUCAGUUCUGGCGGUGUUUCUGAUGGUGAUAGCGUUAUUGCUGAAGUUGAUGGGGUUCUGCGACGGCGGGGCGGUGGCGGAGGGAGGAAUAGCGACGGAGAGUAGCGGGCUGCUGUCGAAAGAGGCGGCGAAGAAAAUGUACGGGGUGUUUGAGGAGGAAGACGAGGAGUUGGGGACAUGCGGUCGGAGCAGUUCGAACGAGGAUCUUUUCGAGGGAAAAGUGUGUGCGAUUUGCUACGACAAAAGACGGAGUUGGUUUUUCGUUCCGUGCGGUCACUGCGCCACCUGCUCUUCAUGUACCAAAAGGAUUAUCGAAGGAGAAGCAAAGACUUGCCCUUUUUGCCGAUGCUUUAUCGAAAGAGUAUCAAGAUUAUUGGUCAAGCAUCCCUGAAGUACCCUACAAGAAAACAAGACUAAGGAGUUUUAAUCCGGUUAAUGAGUCAAGGAAUCGAGUUGUGCGAUGUGGGCCGCCUGGGCUGUUGGGCCCUUCCAGUUUCUAUGGUUUAUGUAAUCCUUGAAACUUGAGAGCAGUCACUUCAUGAAAAAGAAUGGUCUAGUGUGAACGGAGAUUAUUAUUAUUAUUCUCUUCGUAUUCGCGAACGAAUGUGAAGUAUAGUCCAUCGAAUUAAAAAGAUAUUUACUCAGUUGCGACUACGUUUUGUACAUCAUUGAUCUUGUCGCUUGCAAUCUAAUUUAACCGUCGUA